Molecule: messenger RNA, 3118 nt
Organism: Onychostoma macrolepis
Lineage: Eukaryota; Metazoa; Chordata; Actinopteri; Cypriniformes; Cyprinidae
Gene: skor2
Product: SKI family transcriptional corepressor 2
Exons: 10
Coding region: 326-2530 (734 amino acids)
Biological process (GO): negative regulation of transcription by RNA polymerase II; negative regulation of BMP signaling pathway
Cellular component (GO): nucleus; transcription regulator complex
Molecular function (GO): DNA-binding transcription factor activity, RNA polymerase II-specific; SMAD binding; RNA polymerase II cis-regulatory region sequence-specific DNA binding
Source: RefSeq, a predicted model, not a curated record
UCCGGAGCACGAGAGCAACGCGCGGCAGAUGCCUUUAUAUUUGCUCUCAUGCCUCGCGCGGUUGACUCAGAGUGAUUCAACAGAGCACGACAGCAUCAGUUCACUGUCAGCCGCAGAGCUGCAUCGCUAAAGCUUGUACUUGGAAUAUCUUACAAAAGAGCAGAAGCGCGACGCGUCGGCGGAGGAGCCGCGACACACGCCGCUGUCGCGUGGUGCGUGUAAGGGAUUGACUGAUGUUGAAGAGGGUGAGCUGAAAACAGCUAGAAAACACGAUUCUCCUGAGCUUUGGAAAAGACAAACACCUCCACUCAUUGGUCUCCAAAGAAUGGAAAAGAGUCUUCUGCCUGGACCAAAAGACAUUGUGAUGGCCACCCCACCAAGUUCAUUCCAGCAGGAGCCGCUCACGCCUCCAAGAUCCUCGCUUAAGCCCAACCAAGUUGGGCAGGUCAUCCUCUACGGGGUGCCUAUUGUCUCGCUGGUGAUUGACAAUCAAGAGCGCUUAUGCCUGGCUCAGAUAUCCAACACCCUUUUAAAGAACUACAGCUACAAUGAGAUCCACAACCGCCGAGUGGCUCUGGGCAUCACCUGCGUGCAGUGCACCCCGGUCCAGCUGGAGAUCCUCCGGCGGGCGGGCGCCAUGCCCAUCUCCUCCCGUCGCUGCGGCAUGAUCACCAAACGGGAGGCAGAGCGACUGUGCAAGUCUUUCCUCGGUGAGAACUCUCCACCCAAGCUGCCAGACAACUUCGCGUUCGACGUGAUGCAUGAAUGUGCUUGGGGCUGCCGGGGAAAUUUCAUCCCGGCACGCUACAACAGCUCCCGGGCCAAAUGCAUCAAGUGCUCCUACUGUAAUAUGUACUUCUCCCCUAACAAAUUCAUCUUCCACUCGCACCGCACGCCCGAGGCCAAGUACACACAGCCAGACGCCGCCAACUUCAACUCCUGGCGCCGGCACCUUAAACUGGCAGACAAAACGGCACCGGAGGACCUGUUGUUUGCCUGGGAGGACGUAAAAGCCAUGUUCAAUGGAGGAAGUCGCAAGAGGGCGCUUCCGUCCUCUAACUGCUCGGCCAUGGGCUCCGUCAAGGCUGUGAACUCAGUUCUGCCCCACAUGAUUUCUCCAGAUCUGGCCCAGAAGAGAGGCCGGUACGAAGACGAUGAUGAGCUGGACGGCAACAGCCUCUCGCCCCGAAAGGUCCCGCGCAGUUACCCGGUCAUCCCGGUCCCGAGCAAAGGUUUUGGGAUGUUGCAGAAGUUCCCGACGACGUCGCUAUUCCCCAGCCCCUACACCUUCCCUGCCUUCGGCCUGUGCCCGCAGAAGAAGGACGACAGCGAGGUGACCAACGGACAGAAAAACAGCGGCCUCUCAGGGCUUCUUUGGCCCGGCCGAAAGGAUGCUUUUUAUCCUCCCUUCUGCAUGUUUUGGCCCCCGAGGGCAACUGGGGGUAUCCCGGUGCCCACUUACCUCCAGCCCCAACCCAAUGCCCUUUCCUCGCUCACAGAGAGCCCGUCCCUCAGACAAGCCUUUUUGGAUCUGUCUGAACAAGGCGAUGCCGGUUCGGGUCUGGAAACAAACCCUAGAUCCGGGCUGUUUGAGAGCGACUGCCCGCCCGUGACCUCUGACCUCCGCCCCACCCCAGAGGGCUGGCUGAAACUCCUAGACGCCCCCUCGCUGCAAGCCCGCAAAGCCAGUUACCACUCUGCCUUCCGGCCGGUGGUCAAAGAUGCGGAGAGCAUCGCCAAGCUCCACGGCAGCCUGGAGGACUUCGGACCGGAGCGGCACCUUUCUCCUGGCACCAGCUGCAGCUACGACAGCGGAGAGAGCGACGAGGAGCAGGAAGUGGACGUGGAGACCAAACAGGACGAGGAGCAGGAGGACUUCGGCAGCCGAGCUGCGCAGACGCCCCUGCACAUGCGUGGGCUUCCCGACAGCAGCGCAGGGGAACCACAGCAGGCCAAAGAACCGCCCUCCUUCCCGAGCACUCCCGCCGAGACCUCGGCAGAGGACAAACCUGGCCUCGCUGUCAGUCCGCCCACCAUCCUCAAAGUCCCCAGCCCCGUUCACGGCUCGCUGGAGGAAAGCAGCGCGUACAGAAAUGCUCACAAGAGCAGAGACGAUGGGCUGCCAGCAUAUGCAAGCAAAAACAAAACCACCAUCUCAGAUGACAGCAAAGAGCAGAGCGGCUUUUUUGUCCCGGAGACAGAAACGUCGGCGCCCGAAUACUGGCGGGAGAAUCCAACAGACCAAAGUCAAGACACAAACACUCCCGUAUCGCUCAAGAAGGAUGUUGAGAACAUGGAAAAAGAGGAACUCCAGAAAGUUCUCCUUGAACAGAUAGAUUUACGGAGGAGACUGGAGCAGGAGUUUCACGCUCUGAAAGGCAGCUCUCCAUUUCCAGUUUUCCAUAACUUUCAGGACCAAAUGAAGAGAGAACUGGCUUACAGGGAAGAAAUGGUGCAGCAGUUACAGAUGAUUCCCUAUGCAAACAUCAUUAGAAAAGAAAAGGUUGGGACACAUCUAAACAAAAGCUAAAUGGUCAAUUCGUUUUUUUGAAAUAAAACCAAGCUGCUCUCAACAUCUUUUGACACAAAGAGGUUAAAUCAUCCCCAUCUCUGAGGAAUCAUCAAGCACAACGAAAGCAGCCUCUUGACCGGAUCAAAUGUUGAACGCUGCCCUUGACAGAUCGCCUCAGAUCGAUGUCCAUCUCUCAAUCAAACCCAAAGGCAUCAGUGUACUGACUGAUACACAGUACGGUUCAAUGCAUCUACCAAUGAUUUAGAGUUCAUUCGACGUAUUUCCUGUACAGUAACCCCACUUUGAUUAUUUAUGAACUUAUUUAAGUUUAUUUAUUACCCAUGCAUUCACUUGUUUAUUGAUAACAGCAAACUGUACAAUGAUAUUAGCUCUAGGUUGUAAAUGUACAAAAGGAGGUUGUGGAGGGACCGGGUUGCUCUGUAGGCUACUGUGGCUGAAGUCUAAGAGCAAUCUGAAAGCGUGUAAACUUUUCAUGUUUUGCCUGUUUAAAUACAACAUUGACAUAAACACAAGUUUAAAAAUGUUAUUAUUAACUGUUCAUGCAAAUGUAUUUAAAUAUGUUCUUGUAGUUUCUCUACUAUUUAU